CGUGGCAUCGGGGAUUGCGCGCGCGGUAAGUGAGGUGUUUUCAACAUUUUCAACGAUCAUAUUUGCCAUAUUUGCCUUUUCUGCGAAUAUAUUUUGUUGAUGCAUUGAUUGACAACCCUCCAUCAAAGAUCAGCAACUAGCAAGGUAGCAGCUUCACUGUUCUGCUCUGCUACAGCCUACAACCAUGCAAAGGCAGCAGGAGGAGGCAUCACAGGCUGACCAGCGAGGAGACGGCACCAUGGGGGACUCUGUGUCCCCGCUGGACAGAGAGGCCAGCUACUGCAUGCUCUGCUCCAACCAGCUCUACUCGACAGGCUUCAACAUCUACCAGGCGCGCACCUACCACGGGGAGAAGAGCUUCUUCGAUAAACUAAUCCAGCUGACCAAUUACACGGCCAGUCUACCGGAGCUGGCCAGCGACUGUCUGUGCAGCGUGUGUGCCACGCUCCUCUCCCAGAUCGACCAGCUCGAGUUUCAGCUGAACCACCUGGUGGCUCAGAUACGCACCCAGUUCCACAAGAUGAUACAGGCACAGACGGAGGCGGCGGCGCGGCGCCAUCCGCAGCCGCAGCAGCAGCAGCAGUCUCAUCAGCAGCAGCAGCCUCAACAACAGCCUCGUCAUCAGCAGCAGCAGCAGCAACAGCAACAGCAGCAACAGCAGUCUCAACAGCCGCAACAGCAGUCUCAUCAGCCGCAGCAACAGCAGCAGCAGCAGCAACAGCAGCAGUCCCCAGCUCAACAGACAGGUAUGCCGGGUGACUCGGCUCCGCGCGCUCCGUCCGUCGAGUGUCCGCCCGGCUCCGGUGCCUCUGGCUAUCAGGUCGGAGUGAAGAGGGACUCUGAACCGACCGACUUCUUCGACAGCAAGCUAAUAAAAAAGGAGACUGAGAACGGCAACGUGGUGGACCCUGCUCAGCAACCCUCUUGGCCGGCUGCGGCCUCCCCCGCCCCGGCCGCCAGUCCCGCUCCGGCGCCCACCCCCGCCCCCGCCCCAGGUCCGGCCCUUACCGCCGCCCCCGCCGCGGCCCUAGUUUCCGGCGGAUCCACGGACGGCAUCCUGUUCAGCAUCGGCCACUUCAUGGAGCCCGUCGCCGCCAGCACGUCCGGCGACUUCACCGACAAGUUCGUGCGCCAGGUGCCAUACGAGGACUCGUACCGGUUCCAGUGUGUGCUCUGCAGCCGGCUGGGCGACUCGGCAGAGACUGUGCGCCAGCACGUGCGGCGCGAUCACCCGGGCGCCGACCGGAUCAGCUUCCCGGGCUCGGCGCCGGCCGGACGGCGCGCCGCGCCGGCAGUGAAGGCCAGCGCCGCGCCGGUGGGGCCCGGCGCCGGCGCCAAGGUGCCCCGGUCCAUCACCGCCAGCGCCGCCGCCAUGGCGCAGAAUAUUGCCGAGCGGGCGUUUGUCUGCGUCGGGUGUGACAAGGCGUUCGGCUGCGAGGCGUUCCUGACGCGGCACGUGGCGGCGCAGAACUGCGGCCGCAUGUUCAGCUGCCAGUACUGCGGGAAGGAGUUCUCGCGCUCCGACAAGAAGGUGCGUCAUGAGAGGUCCCACACGGGCGAGCGGCCCUACAGCUGCAGCUUCUGUGGCAAGGCGUUCUCACGGCGGGACAAGUGCACUCACCACGAGCGCAGUCACACGCGCCGCCAGCCGCUCGAGUGUCAGCGCUGCGGCGAGCUGAUGUUCACGACUGCGGCGUACGAGUCGCACCGGCAGCGGUGCUCGGACGACGCUCAGGGCACGGGGCCGCUCUGGCAGACGCAGGCCGGCCAGGCGGCCGUGGCGCAGGCGCAGGCCGGUGUUGUGGACGCCGCUGACGCGUGACCUGCGGACGCGGCCGGAGCGGAGCGCUCCCCGCCGCGGUGACCGAGGGUGGUGUGAACUCCCCCCGCCACGGUCGGCCGGUCCUCGCCGCAGCCAGUGAGUGAGUACCUCUGCCGCCGUGUGAGAGCUCCGCUGGCACUGUGCGGGGCCCGCCAGCCUCACAGAAGGCGGCCCCUGUGACUCAUACACGUCUCUGUGCAGAACUCCUAGUCAAAAUAAUUUUGAACAUGCACAACCUCACCCGGAGGUUUAUGCAUUUUGUGUGAUUAUCCAUGUGCGUCGACAGCGUGGCUGCGACCCUGAACACUGAUGACGGCCAUUUUCAAGUACAAUGUCUAUGUCAAUGUCAUACAGUGUCCGUUUUUCGUCAUGCCCCAGAUGCAAGUCCUUCAUUCACUAGUGAGUUGUAUUUUAGUACCUGAGCAUGAUUACAAGGCGUAGCAGACUUUUUUAAUUAAGCUGUGUUCUUCUACCCAUUGCUAUUUAGUGUCAUGAAGAUGCGAGAAAUCCGUUCAGGAGCUAAGCCGGGUUCGUCACCUUCACUUCCCGGAACUUUUUAUGAUCGUAAAAAGUCUAGACGCCGGCGAGAAAUGAGUGACUUAAGCGAUUCGGCAGCUAACCUGAAUAUGAAUGAGAUCCCACUGACUCGAUGCAUCUUUGUUUUACUUUUUCAGUAACUGUUCCGUUUAGAUUAUCAGGUUGCUUACGACGCAUUGGGUUUACUGGCAUGUAUCCCUGAAUUUGUUCGACUUAGGUGUGAGGUUAAGCUCGCAGUCGUGGUAUCAAUAUAUAGUUGCGGCAAUUAUUUUAUUUCUCGCGACGUUCACUGCCGUUUUUAGUCUCGCCAACCGUGUUUAAAAAACAGGUACGUGCUGUAACUCUGUCAUCUCAGAACAGUUUGGCUAUACGCAACUUACUGAUCAUUUUACUCAGAAGGUCCAAUGUUGAAUUCACUGUCUAAUGUGCUUUGGUUUUGUUGCAAUUCUCUGCGUUAUUUGCUUAUUCCCGAUAGCUAUCUAUCCAAUGUUUCUCCAUACAUGGUCGGUUAAGUCAACUUCAGGUUUUAUCAGCAUAUUGUCGGUCAAAUCAAUUUGAUGAAUAUUUAUGAUUUUGUUUCGACGAUCCUGUAGUUGAUUGUUUUCACCGCAUUUACCGUUCGAGGGUCCCUCGUUCCAAGGAGAAGGGCCAGCCACGUCUGUGUGCCAAUGGCUUCCUUGUGAUAUUUUCAUUUGCGCAUGUCAUGUGCAGUGUGUACGCCGUCUUGUAAUCUAGAGAACGUCCUAUUUCUACUUCGCUAAUGUUUUGUUCUUCCUUUGAAACCCAGCAUCACGAUUUAUCAAAGUAUAGACGGUGGUGACUUUCAUCGGAGCUUGUUCAAUUACGAUGUGGUAACAUGCUUGGAUAAUUGUCGUGUUCAUUCCUCGUCUAAGAUGCGUUAUCGUUUCGUUGGUUAUAUUGGUUAUGUCGUUGCGAAUUUAUCAAUUGAGCAGUUUGCAAAUGUCGCAUUGUUUCCUUCAAGACACGCCAUCGGAUGUCACGUCACAUGAAUGUCGCAUCUAUUUCCAUGUCAGUGUCACUAACUGAUAAAAUAUGCUCUGUGUCCAGUCAUUUUUAAAUACAUGUGCACGUUCAUUUCACA
Amphibalanus amphitrite is the source of this 3461-nucleotide messenger RNA. Its product is annotated as zinc finger protein 574-like. The record is from RefSeq and is a predicted model, not a curated record. The coding region runs from base 185 to 1822 and encodes 545 amino acids. The transcript has 6 exons. Gene Ontology annotation, molecular function: RNA polymerase II cis-regulatory region sequence-specific DNA binding; DNA-binding transcription factor activity. Gene Ontology annotation, biological process: regulation of transcription by RNA polymerase II. NCBI's taxonomy places the organism in Eukaryota, Metazoa, Arthropoda, Thecostraca, Balanomorpha, Balanidae.